Messenger RNA from Melitaea cinxia (Glanville fritillary), 345 nucleotides. RefSeq lists its product as uncharacterized. Lineage: Eukaryota; Metazoa; Arthropoda; Insecta; Lepidoptera; Nymphalidae. The transcript is spliced from 4 exons. The record is from RefSeq and is a predicted model, not a curated record. Gene Ontology annotation, molecular function: sequence-specific DNA binding. The annotation marks the transcript as partial.
UACUAACUAAAUGUUUUUUUCACCAUGCCGACACAAGCUCGCUGUGACCGCGUCCCACCCACAGAUGGCGCGUGGGGAGCUCUGGACCUACGGGUCUUACAGGAAGAUGACUUACCAUUAGAUCCUCGUGAAUGGUGUAGGGCUCAAGUAGGGACUUGGGUUUCGCGUCGAGGUGGUCUACCGGAGCGAUUCCCCAUGAAUGGGAAGGCCCUGUGUCUCAUGUCUAAGGAUAUGUUUGCGGCUAGGGUUCCUAGACUGGGACACGCUUUGUAUCAGGAUUUCAGAAGGCGACUCUCCAAAGCUUUAACCCUUCAAGAAUUAAUUGAAAAAUUAUCAUCAAAGUAA